AAUGCCGCAGCUGAACAGCGGUGGAGGGGAUGAUCUGGGGGCGAACGAUGAAAUGAUCUCCUUUAAGGACGAAGGGGAGCAGGAGGAGAAAAUCUCCGAGAACGCUCUCACAGAGAGGGACCUAGCAGACGUGAAGUCAUCGUUAGUCAACGAGUCGGAGACUAACCAGAACGUAAAUCCUCCAUCCGAUCCAGGGGCGAUUAGACGCUCACAGGACAAUCAAAGAAUUUACCAAGACAAAUCCAGAGGUCACAUCGAUGACGUUAUAAAGCAGCGUCAAGAUGGUGGUACAUUCAAAGGGACAGCCUACUCGGGGUAUCCCCACUUUCUGAUGCUCCAGGACCCCUACCUGCCCAAUGGAUCCCUCUCUCCAUCUCUGGAGGAAGGUCAUUUCCGUUAUUCACAAUGUAGCUUUCACUCAUCUUGGCCAGGUCAUCUGGCAGAGGGAACGAAAACUGACAACCCCAGAGGGUGGAAGGGAUUUAUUCUGUCAAACAAGGUUCCUGUGGUGCAGCCAUCCCAUGCAGUCCAUCCCCUCACGCCUCUCAUCUCAUACAGCAAUGAGCACUUUGCUCCCAGUUCCCACUCACCGCACCUUCCAGCUGAAAUCAACCAGAAAACAGGUUUGCACCGGUCACCUCAAGGCCCUGAACUGGCUGCUUUAUAUUCUUUGUCUCCUGGUAGUGUAGGACAGAUCACCCCUACAGUGGGCUGGCAAGGUCAGUCUGUUUAUCCAAUUACAUCAUGUGGAUUUAGACAACCUUACUCCUCACCGCUUCCACCCAGCACUUCCAUAUCCAGGUUUCCCCAUCCUCUGGUUCUGGGCCCUCCGGGCAUGCACUCUACAGGGAUCCCCCAUCCUGCCAUUGUGAGUGCUUCAGGCAAACCAGACAUGAAUCAGUAUGACAGUGGGCUGAGAUCCAUGAAACCUAAUCCUGAACCAAAAAGGGAAAAAGAAAGUAAAAAGCCUACUAUCAAAAAACCCCUCAAUGCAUUUAUGCUUUACAUGAAAGAAAUGAGGGCGAAGGUCGUAGCUGAGUGCACUCUGAAAGAGAGCGCAGCCAUCAAUCAGAUCUUGGGUAGAAGAUGGCAUGCUCUCUCCCGUGAAGAACAGGCAAAGUACUAUGAAUUGGCAAGGAAAGAACGACAACUACACAUGCAGCUUUAUCCAGGCUGGUCUGCCAGGGAUAACUAUGUGGUGACCCCACGGGUGCCGGGAGCCCUCAGUGCCUUACCAAGUGGCUAUUCUUCACAUGAGGGUAAAAAGAAAAGGAGGAAACGAGAAAAGCAGCAAGACUCUGAUUCAGAUCCAAGCUCUCCUAAGAAAUGCCGGGCACGCUUUGGCCUUGACCAACGGACAGACUGGUGCGGCCCUUGCAGGAAGAAAAAGAAAUGCAUUCGAUACCUGCAAGGAGAAGCCAGGUGCACCAGCCCAGUUUCUUCAGAUGGAAGUGUGAUGGACUGUCCUUCCUCUCCUCCUAAUGCACUCCAGCCUCCAGCGGAAACUUCAGCCAAGCUUGCUAACUCUGCAGACAUAGUGCAACAAGCACAGCCAAACCCAGUCUCUUUCUCUGCUCAGCCCCAGCCUAACACAAAUCUAACCAGACUUUCUAUUCCGUCUACACUGGACUCUCAACUAUAUAAUAGUACCUUACUGAACAUCCCACAUCAGCAUACGAUGUCAAGAUAAUGGGCAACUUCAACCAUGAUGACUAAUUGAAUAGUAGCAUCCUAGUGCUUGAGUAUGGAGAAUCCAUGAUGCCUUUAACCAGGCCCAACCAGUGUAGUGCACAUUCAAAGAACAAGUGGCUCUGAAAUAUACUUAAACUCUGGCAUCCUAUCAAGACACAAAACAAAAUCUGAUUCUACUCUUGCAAGAUUUUCCAAUGAGGAACAUUAUAUGAUUGAAACAAGAUGCAAUUUGUCAUUUAACAUGUUCCUGGCAGUCUUUAUCUUGAUUGUUCCAUCUAUGAUGGAGUUCAAAACUAUUCAAAUAACCAAUUAGUUUAUUUAUGGGCAUUUAACCAACAAAACCAGGCUAUUUCCUAGUUAGUGCUUUUAUCUGGGGUCCUGUUUAUCUUUGUAUAUACCAAUAUGUAUAAACACAUUCCUCUUCCCCACAGUUCUAUGGCAGAGCAAGUUGUUUCCUUUCUCCACCUGUAGCAAUGGAAACAGUUCUGACAGUUGGAGCUUAUGAAUUCAUCCAAUAGUGGAUACUUUACAAUAUUUGCCACCCAAAGAACAUUUCCAGGUCUUCUUCCUUAAGUCAAGAGCAUUCUGAUUUCUGAUUCUGAUGUUUUCAGCACUGACUGGAUUAGUUUAACAAGCAUUAGUUUAUAUCAGUCCUACGUCUAUAAAAUCUUAUGUAGCUGUAAUUUGUCUAGGGAGCAUUAUUUCUUCAUAGACAGGGCCUAUUAAUAAAUACCUUUUAAGAAAAGGUGAACAUAGAUGACUACUGUCUCCAAAUGGUUUUGUUAGUUAGGGUUUGACCCCAUCUUUCAUCUACACACAGCAACUGGGCACACAUGUCCUCCAAGUAGAUAUUUUCAUCAGAUAUGAUACAUUUUGAAAAAGUCAACAGUACGACAAUGUGUUUCAGGUGUUGCAGUGGAUGAGACUGUGUCCAGUUUCUCUUAAGGCUUAGACUAGAGAUGAACAUUUCUAUAUUUUCUAAUUUGCUUAAAAUUCCUUAUAUUUAAAAGUUUACUAUUAAAAUUUGAUGCGAUUUGAUAGACUUACAAACAUGGAUUUUUGUUUUGCUUCAGUUUAUAAUUUUUAGUUAAGUUGCAGUACGUAAAGAAUAGAUUACGUUUUUGUCAUUAUGAUUUUUGGGUGCAUUACUUCCACAGCUAUGUACUAUCCCUUCAAAUUUGUAAACCUUUGAAAACUCAACAGUGGACGGAAUC
Carcharodon carcharias (great white shark) is the source of this 2906-nucleotide messenger RNA. It is a transcript of the gene tcf7, whose product is annotated as transcription factor 7. The transcript has 14 exons. Gene Ontology annotation, biological process: canonical Wnt signaling pathway; regulation of transcription by RNA polymerase II. The record is from RefSeq and is a predicted model, not a curated record. Bases 2 to 1690 code for a protein of 562 amino acids. Gene Ontology annotation, cellular component: beta-catenin-TCF complex. NCBI's taxonomy places the organism in Eukaryota, Metazoa, Chordata, Chondrichthyes, Lamniformes, Lamnidae. Gene Ontology annotation, molecular function: DNA-binding transcription factor activity, RNA polymerase II-specific; RNA polymerase II cis-regulatory region sequence-specific DNA binding.